Nicotiana tabacum (common tobacco) is the source of this 2542-nucleotide messenger RNA. RefSeq lists its product as uncharacterized. The record is from RefSeq and is a predicted model, not a curated record. Lineage: Eukaryota; Viridiplantae; Streptophyta; Magnoliopsida; Solanales; Solanaceae.
ACACACUGCACUCUGCUUUUCUCUCUUCCUUCGCCUCAAAACCAAAAGAGAUCACAGAACACCCACCCCCUCCUCAAACCUCACCACCCGGGCCCCCCAUAUUACGAGUCCCCUAGCCCCCUCAACUCUAAUACUCAACCCAUCUAUGUCACUAACUCCCAGAAAAGGCAAUAAACCAAAAGAGCUGAGUAAUGGCUAAAUCUGUGCAUCAAAGAUGAAGGUCACUGCUAACAAAGAUGAGCUUCCAGCAAUUACAUCAUCCAAAUUAGUGAACCCUUUACCUGAUUCAGAUCUUUUACACAAACCCUUUUGCUCUCGUAAACCGCCUCGCCGGAAAACCAAGAACUCCGGCACCGGAGUGAGGUUAAAAAGAGAUAUUGCUGGUGGGAAAAAGAGCAGACCUGAGACCCCUUUACUACGUUGGAAAUAUAACGAGGAUGUAAAUGACAAUGCUCCUUGUACCUGGGACGCCGACGAGUCCACGGUGGAGCUUGGUAGGAAAUCUGGCCGGAAAGUUAAAACCUUGGUUUCUGCUAGGAAGUUAGCUGCUGGAUUAUGGAGGCUUCAGUUGCAAGAAGUUCCCAAUAUCCCACCUCAAAAGUUAGCAUUUCAGGCUGGUCAUGUUGAUGUGCCCUUUUACGGUCAUCAUCAUCACAGUGAACAGAAUGAUUCUCACAUUAAUGAUACAGUGCAGAGUCCUCGAUCUGUCUCCGGUCCAAGAAAUGGUUUUUUUCACAAGCUAGAACUGUCAUUUCAAUAUUCAAACUCAGCUAUGGAGGGGGCAACAAAGUGGGAUCCAAUUGGCUGGCAAAUAGCUGAGGAAAUAAAGGAGAUUUACGGCCAUCAGAAGGUUCCUGAUAAACAGUCGAAGAAUGCUGCAAUGAUUUCUAAGCUUGAGGGUGAAUUAGAGCAGGCUCGCUCCCGAAUUUAUCAGCUUGAGAUGGAGCGGCGGUCAUCAAAAAAGAAACUCGAGCAGUUUCUGAGAAAACUUAGCGAAGAGAAGACAGCAUGGCGAAGCCGAGAACACGAAAAAAUUCGUGCAAUUAUCGAUGAUAUGAAAGCUGACUUGUCAAGAGAGAGGAAAAACCGACAGAGGCUGGAAAUAGUUAACUCCAAGUUAGUUAAUGAGUUGGCUGAUACCAAGUUAUCAGCAAAGCGCUACUUGCAAGAUUACGAAAAAGAAAGGAAAGGUAGAGAGUUGAUAGAGGAAGUGUGUGAAGAAUUAGCCAAGGAAAUUGGAGAAGACAAGGCUGAAGUCGAGGUAUUGAAGAGAGAAUCUCAGACACUAAGAGAGGAAGUAGAUGAAGAAAGAAAGAUGUUGCAGAUGGCUGAGGUUUGGCGUGAGGAACGGGUUCAGAUGAAGCUAGUUGAUGCUAAGGUGACACUAGAAGAGAAGUAUUCCCAGAUGAAUAGACUAAUUGCAGAGCUAGAGUCUUUUCUAAGUUCUAGAGGUAUGAACCCCGACGAGGAAGUGAUCAAAAGAGCUGAGCAGCUUCAACAUGCAGCUGCUUCAGUGGAUAUUCGUGAUAUCACGGAAUUCACUUAUGAACCUCCAAACCCAGAUGAUGCUAUGUUUGAGGAUGUUAAUUUUAUUGAAAAUAAUGACAGGGAGAUUGAGCCGUGUCCUGCAUACAGUCCUGAUGGUGGUGUAUACAAUAAAGACAACUUCCACAGACAUUCUCACGCAUAUGUCAAUCAAACCGAUGAUUUAGAGGAAGAGGGAAGUGAAUGGGAAACAGCGAGCCAUCUCGAUGAACAAGGCUCUAGUUAUUCCCCUGAAGGAAGCAUCUCUUCUACCAACAGGAAGUAUAGCAAUGUCUCAAGAGGUGAUGGUACACCAAUUACAGAGAUAAGUGAAGUAUGUUCAGGGCCAGGUCGGCAGCUUAAGAAGGUGUCAUCUAUAUCUAGGCUUUGGAAAUCGAAUGGAGACAAUUACAAAAAGAUAUCAGUAGAAGGAAUGAAUGGGAGACUAUCAAAUGGGAGGCUAUCAAAUUGCGCUGUUCUUUCUCCAGAUCAUGGUUCGAGUAAAAGUGGAUUUAGCCCCUCAGACCUUGCUGGACAAUGGAGCUCACCCAGCUCAACCAAUCCACAAAUAACACGAGGGAUGAAGGGGUGCAUUGAAUGGCCGCGGAAUUCUCACAAGCACAGUUUAAAAUCAAAGCUGUUGGAGGCAAGAAUGGAGAGCCAGAAGGUCCAGUUGCGCCAUGUCUUGAAGCAGAAGAUUUAGAGACUACAAGUUUUGAAUGCCCAAAUCAUCCGUCUCAGCUGGUAUAUCGAUAAAACUAAAACUUAAGUCCACAUUCUCCCGAGACUUGUAUCUCCUCAUUUUAUGCUUACUGAAACUUCUUGCAUCGUCUUUGUAUCAAUCAGAAAUGUUUUGUUGGAGCUAUGGAGUUGUUAUCUUGUAAUUUGGAAGAUGCAUUAUUGGCUACUGAUUAUGUCUUUAUAAUGUAUUGUUUGGUGGCCAAUUAUACAUCAUCCACAGAAGUUUCAGUAAGAGGAAAGAAGAACUUAAUUUGCAUAAUUGAAUUCAUUUUCCUUC